AUGCCACUGGAAAGCAUGGUCAGAGAGGCGAUGAAAACACAAGUGGCGACAUUGCAGGAGGCAGUCCUGCACGAGCUGGAGGGUGCAGUGGAGAGGCUUAAGAAGGUGCAGAAGAGCGAAGAUGCGGAGGGCCUCCUCACCAAUUACCAGCGUGCGGUCUCUGCUGAACCCGACUCGGAAGAGGCGGCGAAGUCUGCACAAUGGUUAGGAACCGGUUCGCAGGAGCUUCGCCCCAUAUGCCGACCCGAUAAAAGGCGAUGGACAACUUCCAUGGGCGGAAUCGGUGGGGCACUGACACCCGCAUGCUUGGUAACACCACUGCUGGAGGACACAGACACGCCAGCAACUUCAACCGUGGUUAGCGCAGCAGCGAGUGAAGUCGCGAGCGACAACUCAGACUCGCCACCUAUGUCCCGCCGACCAUCCCUAAGGGAUGGUAGCGUGAAGCAACCUCGCAAAGCGAGCCGUAUCACCUUCGAGGGGCAGCUCCAUGCAUUGGACACGCCAGGUGAGGAGGACGAGGACCUUCAGAAGGAAGCCAGCAGUGAUACAUCGUCCAUUGGCAAGAAAAGCGACGCGUCUUCGAUGAACUGGCGUGCGGAUGCUUUGGAUGUUGGCGAAAAUCUGGCUGCUGAAGCUGCUGCGAAGAAGGGCCACAUGUCCGUCGAUUCCAUUGUGGCUUUAGUGCAAGAGGAACGAGAGCGAUGGGAAGAAGAAAGACAGGCACUCGAGCUCAGGGUGGAAGAGCUGAAGGAGAAGCUGCGAUCCAUGCAGGCGGUGCACAGCCCGGAUGCGGAGAAGAGGGCCCUCAAAGUCGAGCAGCAGGAGCUGCGCAAGGUCAUCAAGGCUCGCAGCAGGUUUGGUGCUUGGGUCUGCGAGAGACACAUGGUGGAGAGCGAUGACGAGGAGACCGAUGGCGAGAAGGAGGAGCUCCGGCGCCAGAUGGCUUCACGCUUUGCACAGCUUCGGGCUGCGCGGGCAGCUGCCGGCGCUGGCAGUGCACUUUCGAGUGAGUCGGAUGCAUCUCCAAUCCGAAGGUCGCCACGGCCAAACAUUCGGCGAGAGCUUUGA
Symbiodinium necroappetens is the source of this 1071-nucleotide messenger RNA. The record is from the annotation of a GenBank genome assembly. NCBI's taxonomy places the organism in Eukaryota, Dinophyceae, Suessiales, Symbiodiniaceae.